AUGGACACCGAACCGGAGCCCGCCUGUGUUGUGCAGCAGGCUCCCUGCCCAGGCAUGAAGCGCCCACCUGCCGAGGACUUCCCUCCGCAGAUGAGACUGGCUGAGAAGAUACCGCCGGAGAAGCCGUGCUUCAAGAAGGAGCAGCAAGCGCAGAAGAGACUGGACACGGAAACUCUGCGGGCUUUGCGGCCAAUCUUUACCAGUUUGCUGGGGGCUGGGACCUUGGAUAGGGUCUUUGUGCCCCGAGGCCAAGGCGGCGGUCAUAGCGAUUUAUGUGAACCUGCUGUGAAAAAGACUCUGGAACUCGGUGCUGCUUGCCCCCAGCCAGAAAGCAGCGUGACUGUGCUGGUGCCGACAGCCCCGGAUGUGCAGAGCCCAUUGCCAGGAGCUCGUCCUUCCUCUGGGCAUCCCGAGCAGGCUGGCCAGUCAGGAGAGCAAGGCUUGUCACCAGAAGCUGUUCCUGAAACCGCUGCUGAUGACAGGAAUGAAUCAUUCCGGGAUCACCCUUUGCACCCAGCUGCCAGCGAUGGGGCAGCUUGUCCUUUGUUCCCAGGCAAGAUUCUGGAGAGCUACACAUCUGGCUUAUUCCAAGAGAGCAGCUGUCCGACGCAGUACGGUUUGAACGCAAGCAAUAAAUUCAGUGCUGGGAUAUUCCAGGACAAAAGCGAAGAAGCUUCUCUCGACCUGGUAUUUGAGCUCUUGAACCAGCUGCAGUAUCACACCCAUCAGGAAGACGGCAUAGAAAUCUGUGUGGAUUUUCUCCAGGGCACUUGUGUUUAUGGCAGCGACUGCCCCAAACAUCACACGGUCUUGCCUUACCAUUGGCAAGUGAGAAGGACAGCAACCCAGAGCUGGCAAAGCGUGACCAAUGAUUCCCAGGAGCACCUGGAAAGACUGUACUGCAACCCUGACAACGACAGGAUCAAGGUGAAAUCCCGGGGACAUGAGUUUUGGGUGGAUUUGAACAUGAUGAAAUUAUAUGAACCCCUUGAGUUUGACCAAAUGCGGCGUCUGUCCACACCUUCCUGCCCCAGCUCCAGCUCCAGCUCCUACACGGUCUGGAAGUACUUCUGCAGGGACCACUUUGGCUGGAGAGAAUACUCCGAGCCUGUUGUAAGACUGAUAGAAGAAGCCAGCUGCCGGGGUCUGAAGGAGGUUCGGUUUGUUACCUGGCAUAAUCAGUACAUCUUAAACAUCAAAGAUGGAUUCCAGCAGAACGCCUGUUUCAGGAGAGAAAUCAAGAGGAGACCCCUGCUUCGCUCGUGCGUUGCGCUGAUGCCGUUUUUACAGACCUUAGGCGGCAACUCGCCGGUGCCCUCGCCGCCAGCUGAGCCGGCUUCCCCGCAUGUCCUGUCCCCGGCUGCUGUUACCUCUCCCAACUUCUAUCCCGAAACCUGGAUCAGUAUGGACCCGUCUCAGGACUUCAUCCAAGUGCCUGUUCUGAAGGAAGACCGAAGCUACAGAACCAUUUAUAACCUGUUCCACAAGACUGUGCCAGAGACCAAAUACAAAAUCUUGAAAAUUCUGAGAGUGCAGAAUCAGUUUCUGUGGGAGAAAUAUAAAAGGAAAAAGGAAUACAUGUCCAAAAAAAUGACCGGCCUCGACAGGAUCAUGAACGAGAGGCAUUUGUUCCACGGCACCUCCCAGGACGUGGUGGACGGCAUCUGCAAGCACAACUUCGAUCCGCGCGUCUGUGGGAAGCACGCCACCAUGUUCGGGCAGGGCAGUUACUUCGCCAGGAAGGCCAGCUACUCCCAUAACUUUUCCAAGAGGUCACCCAAGGGCGUCCAUUACAUGUUCCUGGCGAAAGUCCUGACGGGCCGGUACACGGUGGGCAACCACACCAUGAGGCGCCCGCCGCCGGUGAACCCCGGCAGCAUCACCAGCGACCUCUACGACUCCUGUGUGGACAAUUACUUCGAGCCGCAGAUUUUUGUCAUUUUUAACGAUGAUCAGAGCUACCCGUAUUUUAUUAUCCAGUACGAAGAGGUUAGCAACACUGUCUCCAUUUGAAAACUUGAGCUGCUGCAUUACUCGGUUUAAUAAACUCUCCCGCCCGGCAUCGGGAGCGGUUUUUGUGGAAAAAAAACACGGACCUUGCCGAACUGAGGAAAUGACUUGCUUGGAAGGAACUAAAUCUCAAAAAUAGAGAAAAGCAGAUCUGGAGUGACCAACUGUGCACUUGCUGUUUGAUUAUGUGUGUGCAAAUUGUAAAUAUUUUUCCAUUGUUUAUAGUUGACAAUCUGUGCCUUUUGUUAUAAAACACUGUUUAUUUAUGUUAGUAAAUAUUCAUGUUUAAA
This is a messenger RNA of Opisthocomus hoazin, 2300 nucleotides long. Lineage: Eukaryota; Metazoa; Chordata; Aves; Opisthocomiformes; Opisthocomidae. The record is from RefSeq and is a predicted model, not a curated record.